AUGCAUUACUCGAUAAAGCACGCUACAACUACCGAAGACCUUGCUCAAAUUGCAGAGCUAUUCACCGAGUAUACUGAGUCUUUGGGAGUUGAUUUGACGUUCCAAAACUUCAAAGUAGAACUGGAGUCGCUUCCAGGCAAAUAUGUCGCACCUGGAGGCUGUCUCCUUCUGGCAUCCUCGGAUGACUCCGUUCCCGUCCCGCUAGGGUGUGUAGCUCUGAGACCUUUGGGCGAUGGAUUUUGCGAGAUGAAACGGCUCUAUGUGAGAACGAAUGCACGUGGACUGAAGCUGGGGUUAGCCCUAAUGAAUGAAGCUGAACGUGAGGCUAUUGCUGCCGGGUACAUUGGAGUUAGACUGGAUACCUUAAGCACGCUUGUCGCGGCACUGUCUAUGUAUAGAAGUCACGGGUUUGCCGAGAUUGAAAGCUAUUACGAAACUCCUCUUGAGAAUACUGUGUUCUUCGAGAAACGAUUCGAUAGGGACUGA
Molecule: messenger RNA, 486 nt
Organism: Kuraishia capsulata CBS 1993
Lineage: Eukaryota; Fungi; Ascomycota; Pichiomycetes; Pichiales; Pichiaceae
Exons: 1
Coding region: 1-486 (161 amino acids)
Molecular function (GO): acyltransferase activity, transferring groups other than amino-acyl groups
Source: RefSeq, a predicted model, not a curated record